Molecule: messenger RNA, 1419 nt
Organism: Nicotiana tabacum (common tobacco)
Lineage: Eukaryota; Viridiplantae; Streptophyta; Magnoliopsida; Solanales; Solanaceae
Product: reticulon-like protein B22
Source: RefSeq, a predicted model, not a curated record
AUAUAUUUAAAGGAUCAUAAGAGACCAAUCCAGAACAUAAGGGACUUCUUUUGUCAAAUUCUAAAGAAAAGCACAAAUUCCCUUUUCAGAUUCCCAAAACCACUUCGGAAAUCCCUAACCCCGACCAGCAUUUCGACUGCCGCUGCGAUUGCUAUAUUCCGGCGAACGAACUUCUCAAUUCCUUUCUUCAACUACGGCGGAGACUGCUGUUCCGCCACUUUUUGGGAUUCUUCUUGAUAUAUUCCACUCUGUUCGGGGUUAGAAUUCUGAAUUCUCCUAAAUUAUCACAUAGUAUUGGAUCAACAAACUUCAGAAACAGCUGAAGGAUUUUGAAGCAUCAGGAAAGAAUUGUCCAGGAUUGACCAUUCUAACAAUCGUCCAUAUUGUCUAUAUGGGUGGUCAACUCUUAUAAACGCAUGAGGAAGCCCUCAAGCAAGAAUUUUUUGAGCGUAGCAAUUCCUUUCGGUUCGCUUUAGGGAAACUUGUUGGUCACGGAUUAGUUUGUUCUGCGCCCCAACGGCCACAACUCAAAGGCGCAGGUUGAUCUCUCUAGUUGAUGUGUAUCAAUGGAAUUGAAUGCUAAUGAGACUACAGCAAGGACAAUAAACCCCAGGAAGACGGAUGUUGGGGGUAAACCCUUCAUACUCAUCAUCUGUGGCAGCCUCGUUUACUACCACUGCGCCUAUCGGAAUUCCAGUCUUGUCUCUCUUGUCUCAGACGUCUUUAUUGUACUCCUUUGUUCCCUCGCCAUUCUCGGCCUCCUCUUUCGCCAGAUGAACAUCUCAGUUCCUGUGGAUCCGCUUGAGUGGCAGAUCUCUCAGGAUGUUGCCAACAGCGUCUUUGCCUGCCUUGCCAACACUAUCGGUGCUGCUGAGUCUGUUCUCCGGGUUGCUGCUACAGGCCAUGACAAACGCUUGUUCUUUAAGGUUGUGGUUACUCUUUAUGUGUUAUCAGCUCUGGGAAGGAUAGCGUCGGGUGUUACUAUUGCAUAUGCUGGACUCUGCUUUCUUUGCCUUUAUAUGCUUGCUGAGAACUUACAACUGAUUAGCUUGAGACAUCCUAGGAGAAGGGAUUGCACGAACACAGUUCAGGACGACUAAAUUUGAUUUUAUCUAUCAAAAAGAACGAAGGAGGUGAUGCUUUGUUUGCAAUUCCUUGCGUUCAAUUUUGCCAGGUCUGUCGCGUGUUUUGGCUAAAUUAAUGUGAAUAUUCUCUUUCGACACGACUGCCUUACGAUUUCCUUACUUGUCCCUAUAAUAUAUUCCCACUUCAAUGAUAUGACUAUUUCCCCAGUUAAAAAGGAUACAUGAUAUAAGUUGUUAGCUCGUUGUUAAUAAUGCUAGCCAGUUUGCAAACACUUGUGAUGUGUGUUGAAAGCUAAGUACUUUAUUAUAAUAUCUACAAGAUUGGGAUUUGCAA